AUGCCGGUAAGCAACAUUGAAGAAAAACUUGAAUUAGCAAAAAACAAACUGCUCGAGCUUGAUAGGGAGGAAAGUUUAAUAGAAGAGAGUACACCGUCAGAGAGAACAACGCCAGAGAGUACAAUAACAGAAAAUACAACGACAGAAAAGUCAAGAAAAAUUGUAGUUUUUAGUGACGUGUCACUUGAAAGAUAUCGCAAGUUUCGUGGAGAAGGGGAACUGAAAAAGUCCAACAUUUAUGUCCGUCUAGUUAAGGGAGAAGUCAUUGCAUACGAAGCGCCUAGUUCUGCUCACGGAUUCGUAGCACUAGAAUUGGCUUUUAAGUUGAAAAAUUGGAGCAACCAACUUAACGUUAUUAGUGAGCAGGACAUUACCACUGGUAAUAACAGUGAGUAUUGUGCUGAUGUUGUAGCUGAGCCAAGACAAAUCCCGCCACCUGCACCCGGAUACGAAGCACAACCAACAAUCAUUAUAGAAGUGGCAAAAUCCGAGACCCUCAGUAGCUUGAACGAUCUGGCACCAGAUUAUUUUUCAGCUUCAACUCAAAUAUAUUUGGCGAUAAAGAUAUUUCCUCGUCGGCAGGACUCAACCGCAGCAAUGCUUGCGAUUCUCUACUUACGUAACAACCAGGUUCCAAAUCAGGCAGCAAAUGUUCCAAACCCGCCACCAAAUAUAUCACCCAUGAUAGUAAUGGCGAACACGAUACCAAAUAUUGCAAUAUCAUUUGGAACGGCACCAAUUAAUUAUCAACGAGCAGCGUUUAUUAAAAAUACUGGUAUACGAAAUGAUAGGUUGACUGGAUUCGUACAAAGUAAUGAUAUUCCUUGUACACGAGCCGGUAUGCAAAACUACCAAAUAACUAUCCCCGCGAACUUGCUUUUCCCCGGAGGUGUUCCCGUUGGUGUACCAAAUAAUUUCGUCAUAGACCUGUGGGAGGUUCAGCAAAAUGCUUUGUAUUAUCUGGUGUGUAUUGCUUUCACGCUUCUCUGA
Molecule: messenger RNA, 990 nt
Organism: Paraglomus brasilianum
Lineage: Eukaryota; Fungi; Glomeromycota; Glomeromycetes; Paraglomerales; Paraglomeraceae
Source: the annotation of a GenBank genome assembly